CUCUACCCCGGUAGACGUGCCUCGUGUUCAUCUCGUGACCUCGGCGACUAAACUCCUGUUUCGUUCGCAGAUUACAAGGCGACCACGGCCCAAUCUUGGAGCUUGGUAGAGGCUGCACCAACCAUCCAUUAAGUUAACGAACGUGUGUAUACAAAGGAAAAUAUUGAUUUUUCCAACCCCGUUUUCACCUCCCCGCGUCGUGGACCGCACUUUUUGUGAGUAAAACGUUGACAUCCGACGGCGUUAGUGAAAGUGGCGAAUUUUCCGGAUGGCAGAUGGCAGACCACAACUGUUUCGGUUAACAUCGACAGCGCCGGCUGGAUAAUGUUUCGUCACUAAUUAAAUGGGUGAUACCGGAGUGGCGCAUUCCUUCGCAAAGUUCAUGCCAUUAACCCAUUAUCGUUGCUAUAAAAAAGCUAUCGUUGUUUAAGUUGUGUAGAUGUUGUCCUCAUAUGUACUACGCAUUAUGGCGUGUCGUGACGAAUGGUGAUUGGUGUUUAACUAUUUGGGAUUCCGCAAGAGUGUGAUCGAUCACGCCAAUUGGCAGCUGUAUCAGAAGUUGCACGUGUGAGGAAAUGAUAUUUUUUCCAUGAAUUUAUAUGGAAGCCCAUUUGGAAGAGAGCUAAAGAUGUGAUUAGUGCUACACAAUCCUUGUUGCAGAUAAAUAAAUUAAGAAAAUUUAAUCAACCCAAGCGUAUCACCAUCAAUAUGUCCCUUUCGUUUGAUUAGUAUCGGAAGGUCGCCGCAUAUGGGCACGUCGCGUCGAUCGAAACACACCAUCCAGCAGCAGAAAAAUGAAACUACUUACCGGCAUCUUUAGUGGAGAACCAGACAGCGAAGAAAAUGGUGCAUCCUUCGCACCGCUGCAACUCGUGCUGUACGUUUCGAUCUCGUUUCUGAUAGUGUCCCUGGUGGGGCUACUCAUCUACAUCACAUGCUCGAAACGGUACCGGCUGAAUUGGUUCGAGAAAAACCUGCUGGAAACUGCCAAGGAGCGCGAAUCUUACGGGAAGCGAAGCGAAAGUCAUGUUAGUUGUUCCAUACCGUACAACGUAGAUGCCGUAGCAGGCACUUCACGAUACUUGAAUCGAAACACCGGAAGCCCACUCGCAAAAACAGACGACCCACCCUUUUGGGCAUCCCAAGGGCUUUAUAAAACUAACACUUCUUGUGGUCAGUUUAUCGACUCCUCUGAUGAAGAACCUCCGGAUGACAGCGCCGACUCAUCGAGCAGCUGUAAAUCUGUUAUUGCGGUCGGUUCGGUGCCGAUUGCCCGCACCGACAAGCACGUUGUUCUCAGCACAACGAGCCCUGCGAAGCCCACCACAUCGACGGUGAAGGCGAAAAACAACCAACGAGGGCCAGGAGAUGCUUCCGGCGCGGAGAACACGCUUGAUACAUCCGGCUCCGGUGGGGUCGCUGCCGGUGCCAGCUCAACCGUGAAGCUCGAACUCGGUGAUGACUCCCGGGGAGCAAUCCACCUAACGCUCAACUACGAUCCCAGUGCGGGAAUUUUGAAUGUCAAACUCAUUGAGGCUCAGGACUUGCAACCGCGUGAUUUCAGUGGAACCGCGGAUCCAUACGCAAAGAUAAGACUGCUCCCAGAUCGCAAUAACAUGUGGCAAACUAGGAUACACAAGAAAACGUUGAACCCAGUGUUCGAUGAAGAUUUUGUCUUCGAAGUUCGACCGGCCACCAUCGGUCGCCGCACACUCGAAGUACUAUUAUUCGACUUUGAUGCUUAUUCCCGUCACGUAGUCAUUGGAGGAUCGCAACUUGCGCUGGCGCACGUUGACCUGACCGAUCGUUUGGACAUCUGGCGCCCAUUAGGACCAUGUUCUGAAACGGACCCAAAGCAAGACCACGGUGACGUCAUGGUUUCCCUUUCAUAUCUUCCCUCAGUCGAAAAGCUAACCGUAGUGAUUAUCAAAGCAAGGAAUCUCCGCGUCGUCGACGAAACUCGGGGCACGUCGGACCCCUACGUUAAAAUAUCGCUCCACAAUCUGGACGGAAAGCGCCUCAAAAAACGUAAAACUACCGUAGCAAGGAAUACGGUUGCACCAGUCUACAAUGAAGCACUUACAUUUGACAUAGCCAAAGAAACGCUUAAGAGUUGCUCCAUUGAGCUGCAGGUCCGACAUGAUAGUCUGCUGGGCAAAAACGAAGUGCUCGGUUGCGCCACCGUUGGGAGUGGGCCGGACGUUAGACCGGAGGAUCGCACAUUCUUCGAGGAACUGUUUCGCAAUCGAUCAGCUACUGCUCAAUGGAUCGCACUGGCCGACUGGAAGACCACCAAAUCUUCUGUGGUUAAGUAAAGAAAUGCUAAAGUUUAACUCAGUAAGGGUAAACAUAGCUGCAAGUUUUCAAGCAAACGUCCAACGUACCUUAAUCUAUUGCUAGUUGUUAACCAAAAGGGCAGCCAACAGAAAUUUAUCGCAUUGUUGAAUGUUUCAAAUGUUGCUGUAUAAAUCGAUGUUUAGUACCUGUUGUAAGCAGAAAGAGACAAGUGAAGCCCUUCUCUUCCUUGAGUUUGAACACUUGACUAACGAUAUUUACUGUAGAUUAUACAUUCUAAACCUAUACACCACCCUAAACGUAUACUGUAGAAGGCUUGAUUAGUGUUUCUAAAACCCAUUCACCUAUAUCUUAGUUUCCUGUUCCCGCACAUUCAUAACAUUAAGACAUGAGACUUAAUUGCAAAAUAUCAAUCUUCAGGCACACCAAAGAAUGCAAGGGAUAAAUAAAUGAAUAGAUUUUGCGGACAAGUAGUAACUAUUAGCUAUGAAAGCAAACAAGAGUAGCGACAGAUGCAUAUUAAAUCAGAAUAGAAGUACAUAUAUACAAAUAAUUAUCAUUACUCUGAAUAUUUAUUUAAUGUUUCAAAAAUAAAAAUAUUUACCAAUAGCGGUAGACGUAGAAAUAAAAA
This is a messenger RNA of Armigeres subalbatus, 2926 nucleotides long. RefSeq names its product synaptotagmin-B. NCBI's taxonomy places the organism in Eukaryota, Metazoa, Arthropoda, Insecta, Diptera, Culicidae. The record is from RefSeq and is a predicted model, not a curated record. Gene Ontology annotation, molecular function: calcium ion binding; clathrin binding; phosphatidylserine binding. Gene Ontology annotation, biological process: regulation of dopamine secretion; synaptic vesicle endocytosis; cellular response to calcium ion. The coding region runs from base 795 to 2315 and encodes 506 amino acids. The transcript is spliced from 7 exons. Gene Ontology annotation, cellular component: axon; synaptic vesicle membrane; exocytic vesicle.